Messenger RNA from Paramisgurnus dabryanus, 2777 nucleotides. RefSeq names its product nfe2 like bZIP transcription factor 2b (gene nfe2l2b). NCBI's taxonomy places the organism in Eukaryota, Metazoa, Chordata, Actinopteri, Cypriniformes, Cobitidae. Gene Ontology annotation, molecular function: RNA polymerase II cis-regulatory region sequence-specific DNA binding; DNA-binding transcription factor activity, RNA polymerase II-specific. Gene Ontology annotation, biological process: regulation of transcription by RNA polymerase II. Gene Ontology annotation, cellular component: nucleus. The record is from RefSeq and is a predicted model, not a curated record.
GGGGAUUGGCAAUAUCAGUGGGUUUUUUUUACACUUGUGUGUAGUCAAAUGUCACGAAACAAUCAUUACUAUCACCAUUCUAACAUCAACUACACGACAUGGAAGACCCUUCUGUCAAGUUUCCAAACGAGCCGGAUUUGGUUGAGAUUUUAUGGAGGCAGGAUAUUGAUUUGGGGGUGGAGCGAGAGAUCUUUGAUGGAUGUCUACGGCAGAGGACGGAGGAGGCGAGGAGAGCGAGGGAGAGAGAGCAAGAGAGAGAGCAGGAGAGAGAGCUAGAGAGGAUUGUGCAGAGGUUACAGAAACUCGACAAGGAGACUGGAGAGUUUUUGCCAAGUCCUUCAUCAGUGAACACUCAGGCCAUGCCCUUCUCGGCGACAUUACCUUCUACAUUGUCCACCCAGCAUUCACCCAUUACCCAGAAUCCCCUGCUGUCUGCCCUGCUGUUCUCUAAGUCUCAGAAAGCUUCUUUUGGAGAGCAGGCUGAACUGCCAUCAGUGCCAGAUUUACAGUAUUAUUUGGAUCUCUUGGAGUCUGAACACCCGGAUUCGCCCUUAGAGGAUAUAAUGGAAAUCUGCAACCACAACCUGUCACCUAAGGAGAACUCAGUGUGUGAUCUAAGUGAACUAACACAGACAAUUUCGGACUCUCUUGAGGUUGUUCAGCCUUUGUUAUGCACGCCCUGUAAUCCAGUCCUGGAGGCAUGCAUACCAGCACUCUCAUGUGAUUAUUCACCUAUAAAUACAAAUUUUACCUCCAGUCCAUCUGAGAAUCUUAAUCAAACGAGUUUGACUGAAUGCCAGCUAAACUCAAACCAGUCAACCCUCAGUGAAUUUUGCCCUGAACUUACAACCACAUUCACCGUUAAUACCACAGAGUCAUGUGGUUCACCUGAAUGGAGCACCACACAUGCCGCUGACAGCCCUGUCUUGAUUGGAAGCUUCGACGACUCUACGUCUGCUGGGUCUGUGGAUCUGGACACAUCCUUCUACGCCACAGACACCAUUAGUAGCCAAUCAGAAGAUGAGGAGUUAAAGAGCGUCCAAUCAAAUUAUACCGAUCUGCUGCCUUUAUCGCUGGACCUAGAGGCCGUAGAAGCACUAUACGAAACUGUUACGUGUACAAAACACCAAACGCAAAGUAAAUCAACCAAAAAAGUCACACACACAGAACCUUUACCCAACUUCAAAACUACAAGAGGAAUCCGGCGUGUUUGCAGAGACGAACAGCGGGCACGAGCGUUGGGUUUGCCGCUCACGGUGCGUGACAUCAUCGGCCUGCCCGUGGAAGCAUUUAAUGAAGCCAUCAACUCUAGCAAACUCAGCAACGCUCAACUUACCCUCAUAAGAGACAUUCGAAGGCGCGGCAAAAACAAGAUGGCCGCCCAGAGCUGUCGCAAACGAAAGAUGGAUGGUCUCGUCGAUCUCGAAGAAGAGGUUGAGGCUUUGAAGAUGAAGAAGGAUCAAGGUGAAGAAGAACAAGAGAGGAACAUCAGAGAUCUUCGAGAUACUAAAGAAAAGCUUCGGAAACUCUACGACGAGGUGUUCAGCCAGCUCAGAAAUGAAGACGGAAACCCCUACGACCCCAAAAAAUACAAACUGCAACUUAGCACAGACGGAGCGGUUUACCUACUGCCACGUAACAUAGUUAACAGGAAAAAUACAUUGUCGGAGAACUAACCUGUUGCUGUGUAACCUAAAUCAUUACGAUUUGCAGGGCCCUGGAUGAAAUUGGACUCUCAAGUCCUGAUUCCCAAUGAGUGGGCUAUUCCAUAAAGGAAUCACUACAAGGUUCAGGAUGACAUUCCCAGUUUUUCUCCCAUAAAAGCGGUCUGAUUGUUCAGUAUGUACAGCAAAUCUCACUAACUAAAACAAACACUGUCAGAUGUACACAUAUUUCAAAUACAUACUGGGCGGCUUCCCGGACAGGGUUUAGAUUAAUCCAGGACUAGGCCUUAGACAUUUAAGUAGUUUUUACAAACAAACCUUACAAAAAACAGUACUGGUGUGCAUCUUGAGACAAAAUAAUGGCACUUAUGUAUGAAUAGAUGUGUCAGUGCAAGAGGUUUUUUAAAAUUAAAGGGGACAGAGAAUGAAAAACCCUUUUUACCUUGUCUUUGUUGAAUAAUGGUAGUCUACCCGCAUUCACGAACAUACAAAAAGUGCUAGACAUGCUAAACAUCUCAGUCUCAUAGAAAUUCCUCUUUUAGAAAUGUCAGCCCAAUCUGAAAACUGAUGCUUAUGACAUCACAGGCACCUCACUGCCCCUCCACUUUAAAAUAAUUGGCUACAAUUUUUAAGUGGCAGCAAAGUCAGCCAAUCAGUAAUGAGAUUGCAAGUUAAGCCAGUAGGGGGAGCCAAAUAGGUGCAAAACCACUUGUUUAAAAUCCCCCACCCUAAUAGAGCUAUCUGAGAGAGGUUUUUAGGAAGCUUCUAAGGCAUUACAGAGCCAAACAAAAAAAUUUGUCUACAUGUCACAUCACAGAACAAGGAUAAAUACCCCGAUUCAAUCAUUCUAUGUCACCUUUAAGGCAGCACAAACAUGCAUUUCAGUCUGGGACUAGGAUAAGCCCUGUCUGAAAAACCGCCCCAUACUGUAUAAACUGAACAUUAAUACCAGAUCUCAAUAUGUGUGAAUCUCAAUGUCUAUUUUUUAAUGUCAAUGUCCAUUUUCUUUACAUAAACUGUUUUUGUGUUGGAAAUCCAUUAUUUUUACCAAGGAGUGUAUGUUUUGUGUCUGAAAAAUAAAUUAAUAUUUUAUGCGUAUUUGUUAUAUUCUUA